UCGAGCUCUUUCCUCCACUGUAUUUUGGCUUCAAACCAGCGACGGCGGCGGUCGUAAAUCUCUAAGCCAUUUGGUGUAAACAAGGAGUGAAUCUAACUCUCAUGGCGACGCAAGCCAGUAGAAGAUCCAAGCCCAACAUUCUGGUCACAGGUACGCCAGGAACCGGAAAAACUACUACCUCCUCUGCGUUAGCAGAUGCCACGCAACUCCGUCACAUAUGUAUUGGCGACCUCGUCAAAGAGAAGAACUUACACGACGGAUGGGACGACGAAUUGGACUGCUAUAUCAUCAACGAAGACCUCGUAUGUGAUGAGCUUGAGAAUAUGAUGGAAGUGGGUGGAAAUAUUGUCGAUUAUCAUGGUUGUGAUUUCUUUCCCGAGCGUUGGUUUGAUAUUGUUGUGGUACUUCAAACUGAGAACUCUGUGCUCUAUGAUCGCUUGACAAAGAGAGGAUACUCUGGUUCAAAGCUUAGCAACAAUCUUGAAUGUGAAAUAUUUCAAGUUUUGCUGGAGGAAGCUAAAAGUAGCUACUCAGAAGACAUUGUGAAGCCAUUGAAUAGUAAUACAAUUGAUGAGAUAAGUUCGAAUGUUGACACUUUGACAACAUGGGUACACAACUGGCAAACAAAUGUCUAAUUAUACUGUAAGUCUUAUCAUUCUCAUGCUGCUCAUUCAAGGUAAAAAUAGUAUAUUAUAACUUAUAAGCCUGUGUGCUGGUCAUAUUUAGUUGAUUUCUCUUUGGAGAUACAUUUGUUGUUUUUAAUGACUUGAAGUAUAGAUGUUUAUUUUGAUGAAAAGAGCAUGAUGUGCAUCAUCUUUUCUUAUUAUUAU
Messenger RNA from Impatiens glandulifera, 830 nucleotides. RefSeq names its product adenylate kinase isoenzyme 6 homolog. Gene Ontology annotation, cellular component: cytoplasm; nucleus. The coding region runs from base 102 to 635 and encodes 177 amino acids. Lineage: Eukaryota; Viridiplantae; Streptophyta; Magnoliopsida; Ericales; Balsaminaceae. The record is from RefSeq and is a predicted model, not a curated record. The transcript has 3 exons. Gene Ontology annotation, molecular function: AMP kinase activity; ATP hydrolysis activity; ATP binding.